Molecule: messenger RNA, 741 nt
Organism: Eruca vesicaria subsp. sativa (arugula)
Lineage: Eukaryota; Viridiplantae; Streptophyta; Magnoliopsida; Brassicales; Brassicaceae
Source: the annotation of a GenBank genome assembly
AUGAAUGGGAAGGCCUCUGUUUCCAAGGAGCUCAACGCCAAACAUUCAAAGAUACUGGAAGCACUUUUAAAGAAACCAGACAAUAGAGAAUGUGCAGAUUGUAGAUCAAAGGCACCAAGAUGGGCAAGUGUGAACCUUGGAAUAUUCAUAUGUAUGCAAUGCUCUGGUAUUCAUCGCAGCCUCGGUGUCCACAUCUCUCAGGUAAGGUCUAUAACUCUGGAUACAUGGCUUCCAGAUCAGGUUUCUUUCAUGCAAUCUACUGGUAAUGCUAAGGCAAAUGAAUACUGGGAAUCAGAGUUGCCUCCUCAUUUUGAGAGGAGUUCAAGUGACGCAUUUAUAAGAGCCAAAUACAAUGAGAGGAAGUGGGUUUCACCGGGAGGGAUACAACCGGUUCCUACAGCUACCAAGCUAAGCUGCAAAGUAAGUCACUUGGUAGAAAGCGGAUAUAAGCCUGAAACUCCAAAGAAAACAAGAACUCUUUCCCUUGAUGAAGAUCUUCUUCUCAAGCAUGCUCUUCAAAUAACACCUCCAGAAACAAGAAUUCGUGCGGGUUCAGUAGAUAUGAAGGAGAAUCUAUAUGCUCUACCUCUACCAUUGGGGAGAGAAGUUAAGAAACCAAAUCAAAAGAAUGAGAUAUUCUCCGGAGAAUUGUAUCAGAAUAGAAGUACCACCAUAGCACCACCAUCAAGCUGGGCUACUUUCGACUGUAAGGCUAUUGACUCACCCUUUCUUCUUCUGUAA